GCGAUUGGCGGUCGGUUAAUUCUGCUUUCCCGGCACAAUUAACCUGCCCCUCGGAAAAUUCAAUAGCUAAUACUGUAGCUAAUAACUGGGUAUGACAUUCGGAUCCCAUAAGUGGCCCAAAAGUUGAUGUUUUUAUCAUCUCCCAUCGGAUAACAGAAAACUGAAGAUAUCUCUCUUUCCCAUCCCUUCCCUCUUCUUCCCGCCCAAUUUCUUCCUACCCCUUCACAACCCUUCACAGCCCUUCCGUCCUGUCUGUCCACGAUGCUGCGCUCUCGAGUCUCCAAAAAAAGGGGGAUAGGGGCACAGCGCGCAAUCAACUUCAAUGCUUCAACCACCAUCUUCCCACACCACAUUCCUUCCUACCCACCUACGAAACCCCAUCCAAUGCCAAUUUUCCCGGGGUCAUAGGCGAGGGAAACAAUACCCGGGCAGGGCAUCCGUAGCAAUGAAUGGAAGAGCGACAACGGAGGAGGGAGUGAAGGGGGAAGGAGAGCAGGUGACAGAGGGAUAUCCGUUGAUACGGAAGGAUUGUUUAUGGUAUUGGGGAGAAUCGGGACGCAGAGGGGAGUAUGAAAGUUUGAACUUGACGGCGAUGCAGCGAAGAGGGAGCGGUUGAGGGCUCAAGUGCUCGCUUUGUCGAUUGCCGCUGUUGGGGGGUUGUGGGGAAUUGUCGGGAGGAAUCAUAAGGAGGCGGAGAGGUAGCUAGUGGGCCCUCUGAUGGGGGAAGGCAUUGGAGAAGGUUUUAUGGGUGAUGGUUCUCACGAUGCAUUGGUUGGGCGAUUGAUCUCGAGCGGGUCGUACCGGCGAAGCUUAAAGCUAUUACGUGAUCACCGUGACGGACGGAGGAUGAAACCAGCAAACGAAUCGAUCCUGGGCCCCUGUGAGGAAUUCUGGAAGGAGGGGAGAGCGGAGGAUUCUUCUGGUAUAUCGUUUCCCAUUCUUGUUGGAUUUCAUUCCGGGUUUCUAGGGACAUUAUUAUACUGCUAUGAGUAAGCGCUGGGUUCGAAGGUUUUAGUGGACGAAUAAGUUAAGUUGUACCUUAAUUAUCAUUAUACCCAAAAAAAAACCUGGUGCUAUAAGUAAUAUCCAAAAAAUUUUCUCCUAGUUUAUAUCACGAUUUUGCAUGAAGAAAAUUGCUUCCGGUGAUGAUUAAUUCAUGGCGGCGAGAAAUACUGAGGAAGCAAAAUGGGUUGUCAGCACCUGCCAUGUGCAAGUCCUCCUUAAACUCCUCGGUUGACUCGCUCGCGGUUAUGAAAUACGACCCUGGCCUUGGCUUUCUUCGAAAACAGCAAGACCCCAGCAAACAAAACAUACAAGCAAACAAUCUUACCCUGUCAGUCACUUUGGCCGCCGUCUUACCCUUCUCCGAGCCUCCUUACCCUAAUGGUCUCCCAUCUCCAUACUACGCCCCCUUGCAUCACCGCUGGCAAAAGGCUUGUUGCGCGUUCAUUAGCGAGAACCUCACCGCGAACGCCUUGGAAUGGGAGCGGGAGGAGUUGGUUCCCCCAGAGAUCUUCAGCAAGUUUGCUGCAGCAAAUUUCCUCCUGCCGAGCCUUCCUGCUCCGCUGCUGAUCGAGUGGGCUAAGCAGCUGGGUUUGGACAUACUCGCAAGAGGUCUAAAAGUGGAGGAGUUUGAUUAUCUGCACUUUUUAAUUUACAGUGAUGAGAUGACGGGGAACGGGCUGUCUGGUCCUGGUGCCUCGCUUACGACCGGGAUAACAUUCGGGGUUCCGCCGAUAUUAAAGUUUGGGAGCAAGCAAUUGCUGGAGAGAUUUAUCCCGGAUUUGCUCAUGGGGCGGGCGCGAAGCUGCAUUGUGAUUACGGAACCGGGGACCGGGAGUGACGUAGCCGGGAUUGAGAGAACGGCUGUGAAGUCAGCGGAUGAGAAGGAGUACAUCGUUAAUGGAUCAAAGAAAUGGAUCACGAACGGGAUCUGGGCAGACUUCGUUACAACAGCCGUGCUCACCGGCGGCCCAUGGCCUUCAGGUCUCUCAUUACUCCUCAUCCCACUGAAGAACAACCUGUCCAUCAUCAUCCGCAAGUUGGUUAUCAUGGGCCUUGCUGCCUCCGGCACCACAUACAUAGAGUUCGAUGACACCCAUGUCCCAGUCGAAAAUCUCAUUGGCAUAGAGGGCAUGGGUAUCCGCUGCAUAAUGACAAACUUCAACCACGAACUCUUAACCACCGCCAUCGGCGUAACGAGGCAAGCGCGUGUCGCCGUAAGCACAGCAUUGGAAUACGUCCUCAAACGCGAGGCAUUUGGAAAGGCGCUUGUAGAGCAGCCGGUCGUUAGGCAUCGACUCGCGAAGGUCGGAGCUAUGGUUGAGAGCAUGUGGGCGUGGGUUGAAUAG
Molecule: messenger RNA, 2351 nt
Organism: Tuber melanosporum (Perigord truffle)
Lineage: Eukaryota; Fungi; Ascomycota; Pezizomycetes; Pezizales; Tuberaceae
Exons: 5
Coding region: 1206-2351 (381 amino acids)
Molecular function (GO): oxidoreductase activity, acting on the CH-CH group of donors; flavin adenine dinucleotide binding
Source: RefSeq, a predicted model, not a curated record